Molecule: messenger RNA, 760 nt
Organism: Protomyces lactucae-debilis
Lineage: Eukaryota; Fungi; Ascomycota; Taphrinomycetes; Taphrinales; Protomycetaceae
Exons: 1
Source: RefSeq, a predicted model, not a curated record
GCGACUCUAUCAUCAGCUACUCCAAGGGCAUGUCUCCGUUCAUCUAUGCAUUUGUCCUGUCUUUUUGGUUCUUUGCAACUGCGGUGCGUCCUGAGAUGCUUCGCGUUGCUUGUUCGAAGAUGCCAUGGACGCGCCACACAAGCCCGUUGACACCAUUGACCGGUAGCUCGCCGCAAUUUGUUGAAAAGAGUGCUCCAAGCAUUUCUCUCAGCAAGAUAACCACAAAUACCACUCGUGAAGGAACAUCGGUCGCGACAUCGUCGCCUUCCAUCGACAAGAGAUUGUCCAGCGCAUCCAUUGACAAGGGCUGUGCGAGCUUCACCGUUCAAGAGGACACGCCAGCAUCGCCGCUUCAAAGCCCGUCUAGCGAUACCUCGACGAGAGUUGAUGCUGCGACACCGAUGCUUGAGGAUAUCGAGUCUGCCGGGGAAAUACAAAUUGCAUCAGUCGUGCCAAUCAACGAGUCUUGGCCUGAAGUCCCUGGAACAGCUGUUCAAGUGCCAGAAGCAAGUUCACCAAGAGCCAAUAUCGCUAGACAUUCGUUCCGACCGCGUCGAGUGUCUGCUGUAUUGGGGCUACAGCCACCGUUGUCUCCCGAAAGAACUGGUCCUUUGCCCCCAAUUCCACAACGUUUAAGCGAUGGAUCAAGGCCUGUGCUGUCUUUGAAUCCAAGAAAGGAGUCUACAGCUUUGCCAUUGGUCGAUCGAGAGCCUUCCAGCAACGAUAAAUGAAACGACGAUCCUUCUACUGAGUGUUGUUU